AUGGAGAUGAAGGUGGUCGCUGCAUAUUUGCUCGCUGUUUUGGGAGGGAAGACCAGCCCCUCAGCUGCUGAUUUGAAGGACAUUCUCGGAUCAGUUGGAGCUGAGGCCGAUGGUGACAGGAUUGAGUUGCUGUUGUCUGAAGUCAAGGGCAAAGAUAUUACAGAACUAAUUGCUUCGGGAAGGGAGAAGUUGGCGUCUGUUCCAUCUGGUGGUGGUGCAGUUGCUUAUUCAGCACCUGCGGCUGAUGCUGGUGCUGCAGCUCCUGCCGCUGCUGAGCAGAAGAAGGAAGAGAAGGUCGAAGAGAAGGAAGACACAGAUGAUGAUAUGGGAUUCAGCCUUUUCGACUAA
Molecule: messenger RNA, 348 nt
Organism: Prunus armeniaca (apricot)
Lineage: Eukaryota; Viridiplantae; Streptophyta; Magnoliopsida; Rosales; Rosaceae
Source: the annotation of a GenBank genome assembly